AUGACGAAAUUUUUAACAUUUUGUACACGUAUUGAUUUUCUCUUAAUUGCCAUUGUACUUAUGUCAAUGAUGGAAUUAUCUCGAGCCGUAGCUUCCUCACGGAAUCUUCCUCAAACUGACAUGACUGUCGAUGAUGAUGAUAAUUCUGAUGCACAAGAACAACAACGAAUAUAUGAUUUAAAUAAGUUAAGACGUUUUCUGUUGACAUCAAAUGCUGAACAACGCGCUGCCAAAAGAAAACAGCAAGCUUUUGUCAAACAAGAAUUAAUCCGUGAAUAUCUUCAAUUUUUAUCUGAGCCAAAUCGUAACCGAUUUCAAGAAAUAAAAAUUGCACAUUUUAAUGCACGGCUAUAA
This is a messenger RNA of Rotaria sp. Silwood1, 354 nucleotides long. NCBI's taxonomy places the organism in Eukaryota, Metazoa, Rotifera, Eurotatoria, Philodinida, Philodinidae. The record is from the annotation of a GenBank genome assembly.